This is a messenger RNA of Astrephomene gubernaculifera, 2429 nucleotides long. The record is from the annotation of a GenBank genome assembly. NCBI's taxonomy places the organism in Eukaryota, Viridiplantae, Chlorophyta, Chlorophyceae, Chlamydomonadales, Astrephomenaceae.
GUAAACAUGGAUGUCUGCAGUGUCCUUCGCACUGGCUGCGCGCAUAUGUUUAGAGGCGCUGGCGCGCGAGACGAGUUUGUUGCACAUGUCUGCAAACUCUGGCCGUUUGGCGACCUUGCUCCGAUAGAUGCUGGAGUUGUCACUAGGCAAUGCACUGCGGCAGGAUGCCGCGGAACACUGCGCACCUUUGUUGUGGCGGAUGUGCCUGCUGGCGUGCGUUGGUGCGCCGAGCACAACGCGCACAGUAAUGUGUCUUGCUUGGAGGUCAACAGCAAGCGUGACAGGGCCUGUGUCGCAGCCACGAUGCAGAUGGCGGAGGCUGCUGGGGCGAGCAGCGACGCUGGCGUUCUGUGCGGCAUCCGCAGGUUGCCGCACGCUGUGGACAAGGCUGUGGUCGGCAUUGACAUUGAGCAUGGCGAUGUGACAGAGCUGCUGCUGUCGUGUGCUCGCAAUCCGCCGCUCAGGGAGUGGCAGGUUGAGUUCCAUCGGCGGGAGGCGGCUAUGAAGCUGCUUGUCAGGCACGGCGCGGCUGUGAGCCCUAAUGUGCUGGUGUUUGCGGUGGGGGAGGACACCUUGGAGCAGCAGCAGGCAGCUUUUGGCGCGAGGCAGCAGCACAUGACAUGGGAUGGCGAGUUGUUAGAAAUGCUGGAUGCGCUUCACAACGUCACGGGGAGGGAGUUGGUGGUGAUGCUGAACUCGGCAUCUGGGAGCGCUAUGCCCGCAGCAAGCGCUUCAGCAGGGGCAGCAGCUUCAGGGUCGGGCAUUUCAGGGGCCCGUGGGGUGUUUGCAGGACGCGAACAGUGUGUGGCGGCGGUGGUGCUGCAGUGUGUGGACCCAGCUGUCAUCUGCCGGCUGCGUGAGCUGUACGAGCUUGCGUCGCUGAUGAGGGGGAUGUUCUCCACAGUGGUGCGGCACCAAGGGGAGGGGCAGCAUGUGGUCAGUAUGGCGGGAAACGCCCUCAUUCUUACAGAUCAGAAGGCGAUCGCGCCUGGGUACGCAUGUCAAGUGCUUCAGCGCACAACAGCACGGCUGUCCCCCACGGCGGCGGACAAGGCGCUGAGGGAGCUUUGUGAGGAGGUCUGGGGCUGGGCAGUGCAGCGGUUGCCGUUGCUGGCAAAGUACAGGCAGGAGUUCCUGACGGAGCUGGGGCAGGGCAUGUGCUUGGGGGCCUGUGCUGCGUCGCAUGUCGCCAUGACGGACAAUGCAUCGGUGGAGCUCCAUCUGGAUGGCAAUGAUGGACCCUUGUCCUUAAUUCUGUGGUUGCAUGGUGGCAGCGGGCAGCUGCGGGGCGGGUCCUUUUGCAUGCCGGGCUUAGGGGUGCGCCUGGUUCCCUUGGACUGCACAAUGGUGGUCCUGUGCACCAGUCGUGUCUGGCAUGGCACUGCUCCCCUGGCGGCAUCGAGCAGGGGGGGCAGCAGCCAUAGCAGUGCCAAUAGCAGCAGCAGGCCUCCCAUUCGGGUUGGUUCGUCACACUUCAUCCGGGUGCCGGAUGUCACCCAGCUGCUGUACAUUGAGGCAGCAGCUGGUGGCAGGCAGGCCAUGGAGGAGCGCCAGGCGCAGGUCCUGAGGGAUGUUGCAGCGGCAAAGCAGCAGCUGGCGGAAUAUAGUCGGUGGGAGGAGGAACAUGCCGCAUGGGCGGUGGGCGCGGGUGGCAGCAAGCGGUGUAGAGGAUCUGGGGGCCAGAACAGGGUUGCAGCAUCUGCAUUGCCUCCUCCUGCACCACACACCCCACCAGCCCUGAAGGCGGUCCUGCGGGAGAUCAAAGCCCAGCGGGAUGCCAUGCUUCAAAUGGGCAAGGCGCAAGGUGUAGAGGGGUUCCGGCUGGACACUGUGAGGCGGGGCUUUUUUGGGUGGUUGCCCGCUGAUGUUAGCAAGCGUGGAGCCCGCAAGGCGGCCAAGAGGGCCGCCCGAGAGGGAGCAGCACCGGCAGAAGGGGAGUAGCACUAGAGGGUUGGGGUGGAGGAAAUUGGGUAUGCCUGCAGUGAUGUGUUGCUGGCUUGGACUAGGGGUGGCUGCGGGCUGUUGUGAUGUUCUGUAGUAUCAAACAGCGUUUCUGAUGCUGUUCGAGACGUGUUGUUAACAUGACAUCUCUGCUGAAAUUUGCUUUGCAGAUAUUUACAGCUGAAUACGUUAUCAUUUAUUCGUUGCAAACCCUCUGAUCUCUGCGGUACUUGUAGCAUGGCGUUGCUUGGCAUUGGGGUUGGUUCCAUUUUGUAGUGUUCGACACUCUAAUAAGGCUGCGUGUAUAUUUACACGUGUCCUAACAGAAACGGGUGUCUUAUUACACCACCAUUUUAAGGACUUCUACUACAUGGUAGGAGGGUGGGCGCUGACACAUUUAGCGGCAUGUGCAGCAGGUGCUUGAAGGAAGCAGUAGUUGGAGGGGCGCGUGCAUGCUGGGCAAGUGAUGGGUGCUUGGAUUUGUGUUG